GGGCGGAAGUGACCCGUCGGCCGACUGACCCGUCUAUCAUGGCGGCCGCGGCCACCUCUCCCGCGCUGAAGCGGCUGGAUCUGCGCGACCCCGCGGCGCUCUUCGAGACACAUGGAGCGGAGGAGAUCCGCGGGCUGGAGCGCCAGGUUCGGGCCGAGAUCGAGCACAAGAAAGAGGAGCUGCGGCAAAUGGUGGGAGAGCGGUACCGCGACCUGAUCGAGGCGGCCGACACCAUCGGCCAGAUGCGCCGCUGCGCCGAGGGACUGGUGGACGCCGUGAAGGCCACCGACCAGUACUGCGCCCGUCUCCGCGAAGCCGGCUCGGCCGCCCCCCUGCCGCCGCGGGACCCGCAGCCCCAGCAGCCAUCCCAGGAGAAGUUCUACAGCAUGGCUGCCCAGAUCAAGCUACUCUUGGAAAUUCCUGAGAAGAUCUGGAGCUCCAUGGAGGCCUCUCAGUACCUCCAUGCCACACAGCUGUACCUGCUCUGCUGCCACCUCCACAGCCUGCUCCAGCUGGAUUCUUCUGGCUCCCGAUACAGCCCCGUCCUCUUGCGAUUCCCGAUACUCAUCCGGCAGGUCGCAGCGGCCAGCCACUUCCGGUCAACUAUUCUGCACGAAAGCAAGCUGCUGCUCAAAUGCCAAGCCGUGUCUGACCAGGCUGUAGCCGAGGCCCUGUGCUCGAUAAUGCUCUUAGAAGAGAGUUCUCCUCGCCAGGCCCUAGCAGACUUCCUGUUGGCCAGAAAGGCAGCUAUUCAGAAACUCCUCAACCAGCCGCACCACAGUACUGGCAUCAAGACUCAGGUCUGCUCGUUAGUGGAGCUGCUGGCCACCACUUUGAACCAGGCUCAUGCUCUUUUCUACACUUUACCAGAAGGCCAGCUGCCAGAUCCGUCCCUGCCAUGCGGCUUGCUCUUCUCAACUCUAGAGACCAUCACGGGCCAGCAUCCGACCGGGAAGGGCGCCGGUGUUCUGCAAGAGGAGGUGAAACUGUGCAGCUGGUCCAGACACCUGCCGGCAUCCGUCGUCCAGUUCCAGCCGGCUCUCCGAACCUUGGCACAGCCCAUCAGCCAGGAGUACCUGAAAGACACGCUGCGGAAAUGGAUCCACAUGUGUAAUGAAGACAUUAAAAAUGGGAUCACCAACCUGCUUUUUUACGUGAAGAGCAUAAGAGGGCUCGCAGGGAUCCGGGAUGCCAUGUGGGAAUUACUUACCAACGAGUCCACCAACCACAGCUGGGACGUGAUAUGUCAGCGGCUUCUGGAGAAGCCACUCCUGUUCUGGGAGGAUUUGAUGCGGCAGCUGUUCCUUGACCGGUUACAGACCCUGACAAGAGAAGGCUUUGACUCCAUCUCUACCGGCUGCAAGGAGCUCCUCAUUUCCGCCCUGCAGGAGCUCGAGAGCAGCACCAGCAGCUCCACUCCGAGUAAGCACAUCCACUUGGAGCACAACAUGUCUCUCUUCCUCUGGUCCGAGAGUCCCCAGGACCUGCCUCCCGAUGCUGCCUGGGUCAGCGUGGCGCACCGGGGGCCGCGCGCCGGCAGCGGGCUCUCCAUGAAGGCGCAGGCGGUUAGCCCCUGCGUCCAGGACUUCUGCUCUGCCCUGGAUGCUAAACUGCAGGUUCAGCUGGACGACCUCCUGGCCUACCUUCCCUCUGCGGACUCGUCACCGCCCAAGGACGUCUCCCCCAUGCAAGCCAAGAGCUGUGCCUUUGACAGGUACGCGGAUGCCGGCACCGUGCUGGAGCUGCUGCAGGCGCAGUCCGUGGCGUGCAUCGAGCGCAUCACGGCCUGCAUCCGGGCAGAGCUGCACGGCACGGAGCAGGUGGUGCAGGGGCAGCGGGAUGCCCUCGACAGUGUCCAGCUGCACGCGGUCCUUUUCAUGGCCAGACUCUGCCAGUCGCUGGGAGAGCUGUGUCCCCAUCUGAAGCAGUGCGUCUUGGGAAAGUCCAGGAACUCUGAGAAACCAGCAAGGGACCCUAAGGCUCUGAAAAAGCAGGGAAAGGGGACCACUCGGGAAGUACUUCCUUCGCAGGCCAAGUGGCAGGAAGUCAAGGAGCUCCUCCUGCGGCAGAGCGUGAUGGGUUACCGCGUGUGGAGCUCGGCGGUUGUGAAGGUUUUGGCUCACGGAUUCACCCGGUCGUUACUUCUAGACGAUGCCGGCUCCAUCCUGGCCACAGCCACCAGCUGGGAUGAACUAGAAAUCCAGGAGGAAGCGGAGUCUGGCAGCUGCAUCAUGUCCACAAUCCGACUCCCUACACAGCCAUCCUGGUAUGUCCAGUCCUUCCUGUUUAGCCUCUGCCAGGAAAUUAACCGGGUUGGAGGCCACGCUUUGCCAAAAGUGACCCUGCAGGAGAUGCUGAAAAGCUGUAUGGUCCAGGUGGUGGCUGCCUAUGAGAAACUUUCAGAAGAAAAACAGGUGAAGAAAGAAGGUGCGUUCCCCAUGACCCAGAAUCGGGCCCUGCAGCUGCUUUAUGAUCUGCGCUAUCUCAGCAUCAUUCUGACAGCCAGGGGUGACGAGGUGAAGAGUGGCCGCAGCAAGCAGGACUCCAGAAUCCUUUUUUCAGAAUUGAGAAAGUGGCCGACUCCCUGGAAACACUCAUUGACCCGUUUGACCUGGAUGUCUUCACACCACACCUCAACAGCAACCUCACGCGGCUGGCGCAGCGAACCUCUGUUCUGUUUGGAUUGGUCACUGGUACAGAGAAUCAGUUCACGCCCAGGAGCAACACGUUCAACUCCCAAGAACCCCAUAACAUACUGCCUCUGGCAUCGAGUCAGAUCAGGUAAUGGUUCUAAAGAUGUUUUAGCCGGGCCCCGAAGCUUCCUGUUCAUGCCCCUGAAAUUCCUUCACCUUGUCUUGGAGGUUCGGACUUCUUCCACUGAGCAUGACAAGUACCCGAAAGGCCAAAUCAACCAGCAGAAGCAUCGAAACAAAAACCCAGGUUGGCCCCCCGGCACUCUCCCGAGCAGGUGACCCGACGCACCCUGGCUCCUUGUUCAGACAGCUGGUCAGUGAGGAAGAAGACGCGUCUACGCCUUCGUUAUUCAAGCUAGGUUGGCUCUCUAGUAUGACUAAAUAACAUGGGAACAUAGCCAUCCCUCUCUAAAUAAAUACUACAUCGCUUCUUCUAA
Messenger RNA from Prionailurus viverrinus (fishing cat), 3130 nucleotides. RefSeq names its product component of oligomeric golgi complex 1 (gene COG1). Gene Ontology annotation, biological process: intra-Golgi vesicle-mediated transport. Gene Ontology annotation, cellular component: Golgi apparatus; COG complex. The record is from RefSeq and is a predicted model, not a curated record. Lineage: Eukaryota; Metazoa; Chordata; Mammalia; Carnivora; Felidae. The coding region runs from base 39 to 2972 and encodes 977 amino acids. The transcript is spliced from 13 exons.